Molecule: messenger RNA, 2494 nt
Organism: Xylaria bambusicola
Lineage: Eukaryota; Fungi; Ascomycota; Sordariomycetes; Xylariales; Xylariaceae
Exons: 3
Coding region: 225-1787 (520 amino acids)
Biological process (GO): interstrand cross-link repair
Cellular component (GO): nucleus; mitochondrion
Molecular function (GO): single-stranded DNA 5'-3' DNA exonuclease activity
Source: RefSeq, a predicted model, not a curated record
CUCGCCACAAACCACAAACGCGUUUUUGCCUGCAGCUGCUGAUACGCCAGCCAGGCAGCAUGCCAUGUGCUAAGAAGUCAGACCCCGUCUGUAUUUAGCUAACUCGGUGCCGUGCUAUUCAUCAAUAAGACAAGCCUCGAGUUUGUCAUUUUGACUAUGGCUUGCUCCUGACCGACAUACCCGCUUAACCAACUCUCUGCUCUACAAACGUGACGGUAUGAGGAAUGGCGAUUCCCGUCCACAGCAACCCCGUCGGCGUCGGAAGUGUUGCUGAUAUAAACGGCGACAGCGACUACGGGUCUGACUUUUCGGUCGGCGAGGAGCAGCUGGUAGAAGAGAUACUAGCGAACCUUGCGUCUGCCAACACAACUAAAACCACUGAUACACAGCCUUCUGCGACGGCCAAAACGCCGGCGAGACAGGGUCACGAUGGAGAAACUCGUGCACCUGCCUCAGCCGCCCUUGCGCGUCAGUCGUCGCACAGGGCAGGCAACUCUCCUAGACUCACUCAACCCCUGCCGGCCAAGACCGAGAGCACCACCACCACAUCGCUUCUGGAGCAAGGUAUCGUAUCGUUGGAUUCAGUCAGGUACCCGGAUUUAAGCCGUGCGCUGUCUGAUCUAGAGCCCGAUAACCAGUCUGCUCACCACGAACUCCCUGCGACCGAAGAAGAAUCAGAUACCCGAACCCCUCUCCAGCGAUUUCGAACCGCCCCCAAACGCCCUUUCACCGUGUCUGACUUUGCAGCCGGGGUGUGGUGCGAGCUCCAACACUGGUAUACCCUUACUCGGCUUCCGGGUGGCAAGAAAACGGUGACCGUGGCCAUGAAAGGUGGUUCGCGAGUACAUCAAAGUCUAGAGGAUGAGAUACAUUCUGCAGUCCAAAUUAGUAUUGCCUCGAAGGAAGAAGCCUUUGCCCUUCGCCUUUGGAAUAUCAUCCAGGGAUUACGCACGCUAAGGGAUACAGGAAUUACAAGAGAAAUAGAGGUUUGGGGCACCGUCGAAGGAGAAAUCUUGAAUGGUGUCAUCGACCAACUAAGCCACACGUCUCCAAAUGCCAGCUUUGAGGAAGAAUUGAAUUCGUCCGCUUCGAGUCACCUUACACAGCAAUCGUCUAUCGUAGACUACAUGGGCUCAAGUCGCAAAAAAGUGUACCUAACCGACGUCAAGACGCGGGACUCAGAUAGAUUACCCACUGGUAAAGCAGUAACACCCGCGAAAGUGCAACUGUAUUUAUACCACCGACUACUUUCCAACAUGGCUGCAGAUAAGCUGGACUAUUCUGUUAUCUUUGAGCGCUAUGGUCUAAAUGGCGAGGCCCGUUUCUCAGAUGGCUUCAUAGCGCAGAUUGGUAGUCUUCACGAUGAAGUAUUCUAUGACGCCGAGUCCGAGGUGGAAGAAACGCCGGUUGAGAGAUCAUCGCCUGACCUCAUAGCGUAUCGGACCAUUUCCCAAAUUAUACCAUUACUCAAAGCUGAACUCAAAGAAACCUUUCCUCUCGGACCGGCGUCUAUUGGUAAUCUUCUCUCUGUUGAAUAUCGCCACCGCAGUGAUGGACGCCUUCUCGGUAAUAAUGCCUUUGCUACCGACGAGGAGGGGAUCGAUGAAUACAUGAAGUGGAGUCUUCAAUGGUGGCGCGGCGAGCGAAAACCUCAGGGUGUUAGCAUAGAAGAAACAUAUAAAUGUAAUUGGUGUGAGUUUGCUGAGAUCUGUGAGUGGCGGAAAGAUAAAGAGAGAGAAUAUUUGAAAAGGAAGAAGAAAGGCAAGGCAGUUUUUAAGCCUGUGUAGUCCCGGCUAUUCUAACCUUGCUUGCUGGUAGCCUCUUCUAGCCUUGUCCAACAUACUUUCGAUGAAGAAUGGAGCCACCAUUGAGGAUAUAGGCUAAGAAUUCAAGUGGCCAUGCAAAGAGAUAUAUGUAUGCCUAUAUAACACUAAAUGAGGGGUUGUAUUCUACAAUUCUGUCAACCAUGAACACCAUCUUGUUUGCGUGAAUAGUGGUAAUAGUUUUGCCUCGUGGAAGCUAACUUUUCACGUAGUUGCCUGCUUCGUGCCCUUCUGUAUGUGACGAGAAAUUGGGACCAGCUGCUAAUAUAGGUCAUUCCUCCAUCAGUAUUUCAUAUAUCACAUGCGUUGCCAAGCUUGCCAAUGCAUUUAGCCGCCUUCUUUGCUCCGUCGCUGUUUCUAUGAAUACGGAGGGAACCGACUCAAGGUCAAUUAUAGUGUUUAACAUGAAAUGCCGCCAUGAGAUAAGAAACCAUCCAUCACGGCGAGACCCGGCAAAAUGACCCAAGGACGAGUAGUGGUUACUGGGCUAAUGAGGGGGGGGACAAUUGGGAGGAAACCUGGUCGGCAAUGUAGGUUCCAUUCGUACCACCGGCUAGUCAAUACCAAAGCCUGCGUCUUUCAUAUAAGUGUAUAUCUAGGUUGGAGAUGCUACCGUUGCUGCUUUUGUAAGUGGGCGUGUUAGCCAACCGGUCAACAAGAACUGUUUAGAA